Messenger RNA from Exophiala viscosa, 3705 nucleotides. RefSeq lists its product as uncharacterized. The transcript has a single exon. The record is from RefSeq and is a predicted model, not a curated record. Lineage: Eukaryota; Fungi; Ascomycota; Eurotiomycetes; Chaetothyriales; Herpotrichiellaceae. Bases 149 to 3532 code for a protein of 1127 amino acids.
GUCGCUACUACAAUUGUUGCGUUACACCAAAGUUGAUGAACCCUGCAUGUUGCACUAGUCAUGACUCCAUGACAAAGACAGCCUUGUAUCUUGCUAAGGCCAUUUCUGAGAGUAUCAGAGUGUCAGCAUAUCACCUGCCACCGGCGCAAUGGUACAAUUCAAUCAGCCAGCACAGCGUGAAUAUCCUGCAGGUUUUACAGACAAAAGCCUACCAUAUCUCCCCAUUUUCUCGAUAGAUAGCGACCAACUGGGUGGCCAGGAGGACGACCAGGCCUGCCCAAGUCCGACUGUUCGCAAAUACGAAGAAAUCCGAAUAUCUCCUCGAAAUGCUCGAUCACGGGUGCCACAAUUUCAACAGUCUAAAAGAUGGGCCAGGCUGCAUAGCUCCGGCCGUCUGGCACCAAUUCAACAAUCGCGACCAUCUUCCCCGAUCGAGGCACCUUCGACCGAAACCGAAGAUCAAGUGCUCACAAUGCGCGAGGCCUCCUUUGAGCAACAGCGGGCCACCAAGAAGCCACUCGCUCUAAAGUCUGCAAUGAAAAGACCGGUCCAACCGAGGAUCGUUAGUGACAGCAGUGCUGAAGUACAAGAUGGUGGGCUUUGCCGCUCAGCGUUGGAAAGUGUCAAAGCCACCGUGAUAGAAACCCCGCAAGCGGCCUCGAAAAGGUGGCUUGGGAAAUCUACUCGAGGUCGAAGGAAGGUCACACCAACGAGGCACCGAGAGGUCAAGUUCCGACGUACAGCAGACACAAUCGCUGUGCCUAGCUCAGUACGCGUCGGUCACCAGUCGAAAUCGAAAAGACCUGUCACCAUGCCAAAGUCUGUGCCACUCGUGCCUGAACAUCUCCAGGCUUCUCAAGACAUGGCGCUCGAACAAGAACAAUCGGUCAAAUCUCACCAACAGCGCUCACCAUCUCCAGUUCCAUCUCUGCACGAUCCCGAAAAGGACAGCAGAUUCUCUCAGGAAUGCCAAGAUCUUCUUAAAAGUAUGAACUUCAAUGAGGACUGGCUUCUACCCGCAGCUUCCAUUUCGCAUGCUGUUGGCACGAUUUCACAGCCGGGACCCUCUAUUCUCUCCAGCGAUCAUAAGAGAAUAGACUCUCGUCAAACUAUGUCAAUCAAGGAUGCGCUUCAUAGACUUCCACCUCUAAAAGAGUCACAGAAAGAAGGCGGGCUGUCAGAUCUCACGCCUUCUGCCGCCGGCUCGCCUAUUGCCUCCCGAAAACGUCCUGCGGCACCAACGAGAGCUUCAAGUAAAACUGUCGCCAGCUUGGCAAGUAUGCUGCACAUGACGUUUCCCAAGCUUACCUCAGCACACUCUGACUCGAACCCCGAGUCGGCCUCGGCGUCUCACGUACAGCUCCAACGGAGCCGUUCUGCAGCACAGAGGCCGAAGGCCAGUCAGGCACAGCUGCAACGAAGUGCUUCUGCAGCGCAGAGGCCGAGGGCAAUGCAGUCUCUACUUCGCUUGCCUUCUGGUGCGUCUAUUUCUGGCCAAACACUAAGAAGCCCUCGUUCGGCAAUGAGCGUGGACACCCUUUCCAAGAUUGAGGCUCAAGUCCAAAACGGGCCACCUUUCAGAAUCAACACCGGACUCGCGAGCCCGCCACCCGAAAGUCCUGAACGAAGGAGUAGCGGUCCUCCAAGUAUACCCCCUGAACGACCACUACCAGCCCUCCCCGCUGCGGCUAUCCAUGAUGCUGUUACCGUGCGUACCAGCACGGACAGUGCUAGGAGCGCAAGAAAACGGUCAGAUGCCCGUGCACCUAUGGUCAUCUCGCCUUCAACCAUCCGUGUCGUUGGUGAGUCGCUGCCAGUGGAACCAAGCGUAUCAUUACAGCAAUCCGCUGGCCUACAAAGUCCGCAGGCUCGAUCUGCAGCAUUGACGACCCCAGCCAGGCAUUCAGCAGAUGUGUCAUCGCUCAGUUCUGGUAACUCUCGCAGGUCGUCUCGAUCUUUCAACCGUCACAGUAUCUCUGGAGUCCGAGCAGACAAAGUCAAGGAGAAGAGACUGCGUGAUCUUGCCUCUUCGAAGGGUCCGGCGGCUGAUCGGCCAUCGAGCAGCGACUCGGCAGAGUCAGCACGAGCACGACAGGACAGCAGUGAUUCUGGACAGCUCCAGAAUACCACUCCACCUACUUCGUUCUCCUUUGGCGGUCCUACACCCGGCGACGAACGUCACAAUCUGGAUCAACUUGACCAAUUCCCGGCUGUACCAAUUUCCCGAGCCGGAAGUGUUUCCGGCCCUACGCAUUCUCGGGGACAGAGCUACAGCAGCAUUGGCCACGCACGGCAGUGGUCGAAAGAGAGCAACACCUAUGCUCGUCAAGCUAAGCCUCGCCAAGUUCUUGGUCAAAGUAACAUCUUUGUUGUUGUAGACUCUGACCCAGUCACUGCACGCUUCCGUGCUGGUGCUAUGAGCCCGAGCCCUAGCAUCGGUCGUGGCGCUGAGGGUCGCAGUGGCAGCCCGUUCAAAGCAGCCAACCAUUCCCGAGUUCCUUCGAACUUGCGAGAAGUCACGGUCAACCAAGGCAGUCCACUGAGGGGACACAAACGGAACAACAGCAUACAAGCAGAAAAGUCCGACACUUCUGCUGCUCGUGCAGGCACUCCACCAAGAAGACCUAAGCGACAUGCCCGUAGCAACAGUAUUCAGGCCAGCAGCUCAAGUGAUGAGUCUACCAGUCGUGCCAGUCGUUCCGGUGUUCCAAAGUCUCCUCACAGACAUUCGCAUCGGUCUAAGAAACGUCGCAGGUGGAACAGUGGGGAUAUCACCCUCAUCAAGACUUUGCACAACAAUCUCGAGGACUAUUACGGCACCAUCUUGAAACAAGAAGAACGUAUCAGAUGGCAGGCUGAUCAGCUCAGAAUGAUGAUUCGGGUUAUUGCACCAAUGAACCGUGCCCGCGGUAUCAAGGCUUCGGCAUACAACGAUGGUGAGGCAGACACGGAUACUGGGGACGAAGACGAUUUUGUCAGUCAACAAUAUGCCCGAAGAUUGUCGAGCGGGGUCAGAUCACGCAGGCAGCAGAAACCUCGUUCCAUUUCGCCACAGAAUAAAGUGAGCAAGGAUAGACUCAACAGGCCAGCGCAGAGAAGAUACCCAAGCGCUGGGAACAACAGCACCACAUCUGCCACAGCCUCCAUGUCAGCACACUCGACCAAGCACAUGGCCGAUGAUGCGUCGGAGACAGAUCCUUUUGAAUACGACGGUCCUCUGUCAGGAGUCGGCAAAGUGUACCAGUCCCAGCAGGUCAAUAAGGAGAACCAGCCACCCACGAUCCGACGCGUAAACAGCACUUCGGCAACUGUGUCAAACAGCCUACCCAGACCCCGGUUGUCUGAAGAAAUGAGUAUGAUGAGCUCGUCCAAAUACGUACCCACCAUCACACAGCUUGACGAGGAGGACGAGGAGGACAUGUAUGCCGAGGAAGAAGCGAAGAGGCGGGAGGAAGCGAGAUUGAGUGUCAACCAUGUGCUCACCAACACCGAUCAGAUGGACAAGGCGCUUGAGCAGUUUGCUUAUAUUUGAGGACCAUUAUGAUGGUAUUUGCUUCUUUUUGUCAUUUAGCGACUUUCAUGUUAGUGAUUCUACUCGAGUCGUUGGUCACUGGACGGACAACAGUAUGGGGUUACAAAAUAUCCCAUGUGGCUGGUACAAUACCACAUAUUAAUCACGAAGAAUACCUAAUGACUUUAUCAUGA